Molecule: messenger RNA, 814 nt
Organism: Phaethon lepturus (White-tailed tropicbird)
Lineage: Eukaryota; Metazoa; Chordata; Aves; Phaethontiformes; Phaethontidae
Gene: FCF1
Product: FCF1 rRNA-processing protein
Exons: 6
Cellular component (GO): nucleolus; small-subunit processome
Source: RefSeq, a predicted model, not a curated record
UUUCCUUGCAGUAACGAGAAGGACCGGGCGAAAGCCCCCGCGAAGAAGAAGGAGGACCCGAGUGCCAUCAAGGAGCGGGAGGUCCCCCAGCACCCUUCUUGCUUGUUCUUCCAGUAUAAUACACAGUUGGGCCCCCCUUAUCACAUCCUGGUUGACACCAACUUCAUCAACUUCUCCAUCAAGGCCAAGCUGGACCUAGUGCAGUCAAUGAUGGACUGUCUCUAUGCCAAGUGUAUUCCAUGUAUCACAGAUUGUGUAAUGGGUGAAAUUGAGAAGUUAGGACAGAAGUACCGUGUGGCGUUAAGAAUUGCCAAGGACCCUCGGUUUGAACGCUUGCCGUGUAUGCAUAAAGGAACCUAUGCAGACGACUGCUUGGUACAGAGGGUCACUCAGCACAAAUGUUACAUUGUGGCCACAGUGGAUAAAGAGCUCAAGAGGAGAAUACGAAAAAUCCCUGGAGUGCCUAUAAUGUAUAUUUCCAGGCACAGAUACAAUAUUGAGAGGAUGCCAGAUGAUUAUGGAGCUCCUCGAUUCUAACCUGUCCAGCCAAGCCAUCGAUGCCAGGACUCUGAGCAAGGAUAAGGGUCCUUCUGGUUGCAACCCUCCUGCUUUCUUUUUUGCUGGGACUCUGCUCAUAGGACUGUGGGUGACAUUGGACUGACUUCAUAGCCUUGAUCUUCUAAGAAAAAGAUACUUGGAAGAGUCUGUUUUUAUUCAUCUUGUUCUGACUUGGCCUGAUUACCUGUAUCUUGGGAAAAGCACGUGGGAAAGAGAGAGCGGCAGUGCUCAGAAGAUGCCUAACUCCCUCUUCAUU